AUGGCUCGUCACAUGAACAAGAAACUGUUCCUCGCGGAUUACGUCUACGAGGUCGAGACCGAUUUCGGAAUCGAUGGAACACCAGCAACAUGGGCAUCCACGAAUAACGGCAAACCCGCGCAUCGCUACUGGGACGACGAAGACGACAAAAUCGAGCUACGAUUCUUCGACGGCCAGGAAUCAGGCGAGUUUGGGAAUUUCGCUACCAGCCAUGACGACAAAUUGGUUGCGGCAUCGAGUGGCUCGGUCGUUGGUGUUUACAAUCUCGAGACCAAGCAACAUUGUAUGCAAUUCAGAGGGCUUGCGUUUCCUUGUGUCAAGCUCAUGUUCAGCCCUGCCUCGACUGAAUCUGGAGUUUAUCUUCUUGCCAUCGAAACCUCAGACAGAGAGGAGAGAAAGUCUGCCGUCUUUUUCAUGGAACUGGAUCAGGAUGGACACAUGACGCACAAGCCUGAUACAAUUGACGUGGAUGACCUUUUACAAAGGUCCUUGGAGCCUGUCGUGUCUGUCAUGAACGACUCUUUUGGUGUUCACUCUCCAACUCCAAUUCUCGAGUCAGUCCGUGAAGGUUAUGGCAAGGCACUCGAAAAGUUGAGGGCUGGCGUCGAGUCUAGACAUCUAUCUCAUGUAGCAGGUCGCUCUAGUGGAUUCGGCUCUAAUCCAUUCAGCAUGGAUGGUCAGCUAUUCCUCUACCUGAUACAAAACGAAAGCACUCAAUCUGGUCCUCGUGCGCCAGCCGACCUUCCCAAAGUCAUCGUCUACGAUAUGGUCAACAAGUGCGAAAAGCACGUUCUGGGCGGCCAUGAGGAUGCCAUCAUGUGGACAGCGUUCAGUCCCGAUAGUCAGUACAUCGCUACAGCAGCUUGGGAUGGCACUUUCAGAAUCUUCGAUGUCUCGACAGGUGAUUGCAAGCACGUCAUUGGACCAACAGGAGGGCAGUGUUGGAGUGGAGCGUGGUCGCCGGACUCGAAGCAUGUUUUGCUUUGCGGGAUGGCUAACCAAGACUCCCGUGGCGAAACGUUUGUAGCUGUCUACUCGGCCGAAACAGCAGAGCAAGUCAAUCGAUUCAGAAACGAGCAGCUUCGACAUUGGGUCCGAUGUGUAGCGUGGUCGGACCGAGGCGAGAUCGCCAUUGUUCACGAGACGAACAAUGUGUGGAUCUGGGAGCCUUUCGAAGACAAGACGAUUGGCAAUUUCAAGGUCAAGGUCGAUGACCGGAUGAGAGAAAGAUAUGCGGCUGUCUCGGCAGUUCAAUGGGUGAGUGGAGGGGAGAUACUGGUUGCUCGGGCAGGUGACGAUACGGUCGAGAUCUGGAAUCGAGUCGAGAAUGUCAAGUGGCGGAUACAAAGACCCGAGGGAUCUGGAAUAGAGAGAGGUAUUGGCAUGUUACGAUGGUCGAGAGGAGACAGAGCACUGAGAAGCUUCGGUCGUGAUGGCGUGAUGAGAUCGUACCACUUGUAG
This is a messenger RNA of Aureobasidium uvarum, 1461 nucleotides long. The record is from the annotation of a GenBank genome assembly. NCBI's taxonomy places the organism in Eukaryota, Fungi, Ascomycota, Dothideomycetes, Dothideales, Saccotheciaceae.